Molecule: messenger RNA, 3657 nt
Organism: Acanthosepion pharaonis
Lineage: Eukaryota; Metazoa; Mollusca; Cephalopoda; Sepiida; Sepiidae
Source: the annotation of a GenBank genome assembly
AUGCGCUACGGGUCUCCGCUCGCGGCGCCACCCCGUCGCUACCGGCGCGUCGGCCGGCGAGCAAAACGGCUCCUCGCCCGGGUCUUCGUGGAGCGCCACGGCUUCGGCCCCUCUUCGGGCGGCUCGCACGCGCGCCCGUCCCGCCCGUUGCUCAGCGUCUCUCUCGGCGUGGGGGCGUUCGUCCGGCAGCGAACGGUCGACUCGGAACUGGGCCCCUGGUCCUUGAGGGCGGAAUGGUGCUGGGCCCCCUCCCAUCGGGUCCCGCCGGUAACAGCCCCCGGGCUGGCUAAGAGCUCAGACAUUGAUUUACUUGGUACUAAUAAUGAAACAUCAGCCUUGACCUCCACCCACGAGACGUGGGUCACCAAAAACUCUAUAAACUUCCUUGCCGAUCCGGAAGACUUGCCCCCCCGCUGUAGCUGCCCUGUUUGUCCGUGCGCUUUCACGCGAGCAUCCAGCCUAACCACCCACAUAUGGAAGAAACACCCAGCAGAAUGGAAUGACAUUAAGAAAAGGCGCGACGCCUCACGUCGCUCAAACGUCCGCACCUACGCUCGAUGGACGAGAGAGGAGUUGGAGCGUAUGGCUGCGAUAGAGCACGAGGCGUUGUCCAAAGGCGUGCAACACAUGAACUCGUACUUAACUCCCUUUUUGGCACGCACUAGGGAUCAGAUCAGCUGCAGGCGGAAGAAGGACGACUACAAAGCCAUCCUGAAGUCGCUUGAAAGCGAAGCCCAAUGUCCCGGCCCGGACGGUAGCCGGGCUCGAGUGGUUCCCGACAGCCCCAGGAACGACCACCCAACCAGCGGAGACCUCAAAAGCCCCAAAGGAAGGACUGGUCGCAAAUGGUCAGCUGAAGAGAUCAAAGUCCUCCAGCAGGCGCCACGCGAUGUCCCGGACGCCGAACUGGUCCCUCUCCUUCCUGGCCGUACUGUCCAGGCCAUCCGAUCUAGAAGGCGGCGUCUCGUCGCCCAAAGGGCCGGACCGGUCGGACCUGCGGCCCAGGCUCCGACGGACGAGGAGCAGGUCACGGCCGAGCCCCAGCCGUACGAGCGAUCUAUGACAGAAUCCGAACAGGGAAUAUCCGACUAUUUAUACGGCAUUCUUCCUAACAUCCCCGACCCCGUGGUUCGGGAAAAGGCCAAACAGGCCAUCGGUGACCCCAACGGUUUCUCCAAACUAUAUAAUGAGUUCUUCCCGAAGAACAGGACCGUUAGCAGGCGGGCGAUGCCGGCGGUGAAGGUGGGAGUGAAGAGGAGGCGCGCCCAGCGUGCCAUAAUCUAUAACUUCCUCCAGAACCUCCAUAAGCGUAGUCCGAAGUCUGUAGCCGAACGGGUCCUCGACAGCGACCUCUCCUACGAGGGACUUGUUGCCGAACGGGCCUUCUCCGACGAGGACUUUCUGCGCAAAUGGAAGCCGGUAUUCGAACGACCCUGCUAUGCGGACCUGGCCGGAGACCAUCCCGGCCCGCCGUUGAACGAACUAGCUGCGCCCAUCAAGGUGGCCGAUGUCGCUGCCGUGAUUGCAUCUCUAAAAGAAUCGUCCCCAGGACCUGAUGGCCUCCGCCUUAACAUCUUGCGGGGGAUACCCGUAGAGGUCAUCACCUUUCUGUAUAAUCUGCUACUGCUUAAAGGACCGCCGCCCACCAGGGGCAAAGCUGGCAACAUCUUCACCUCCCGGGUGACUUUCAUCAAGAAGGUGGAGGUGCCUGGCGAUGCCCUUGAAUUCCGUCCCAUCGCCAUCGGGAAUUACUUUGUGCGAAUAUUUCAUCGGGUGCUUGCGAGUCGGUUUGAGGCAGCCUUACCUAAUCAUCGAGACCAGGUCGGGUUUAAACGUCUCGAUGGGGUUGCCCACAAUGUCCUCAAGUUAAAUGCGGCACUAAAUGCGGCCCGGAGCAAACAUGAGAACUUAGUUGUCGCAUCGGUGGACAUCCGCAAGGCAUUCGAUUCGAUAUCGCACGAAGCGAUACUGGGCAUACUCCAACGGAAGGGGGUCCCCGACCUCCUUAUGGGGUAUCUGCGAACCUAUUUCAGCACGAGCAGACUACAGAUUGGAAAAGACUUGAUCCACCCGAAACAUCGUGGGGUUAAGCAGGGGGACCCUAUGUCCCCCUGGCUAUUCAACCUAGCCCUGGAUCAGAUACUUGAGGGACAGGAGGAGUACGCCAUUACCAUCGGCGCGAUAGUACUCAAUCAGAUGGCGUAUGCUGAUGAUCUAAUACUAUUCGCCAGCUCCCAGGAAGAAAUGCAAAAACGGAUCGAGCGACUGACUAUCGGCCUCGGCCGCCUUGGACUUGAGCUUAACGCCCGAAAAUGCUGUGUGCUCUCCAUUCGCGGGGAUAAGAAGAGGAAAUUUAGCUUUGUUGAUACGGAUGUGUCGAUAUCCGUCGAUGGUACCCGUCUACCAGUUGUGACUGCCGUGUCCGAAUUUCGGUACCUCGGAGUCCAGUUCAAUUGGAAGGGCGUGGCCCGUACGCCGCUCGACCUUGAAAAACUACUGGUCCGUCUCAAUCGCGCUGCUCUAAAACCGCAACAAAAGCUGAUAGUCCUUAAAAAAUUCUUGCUCCCGCGACUGCAACACCAGCUAACAUUCGGCCGACUACAUAAGGGCGAGCUCGUCAAAGGGGACAAAGCAGUUCGUCGGGUCGUCCGCAGGUGGCUCCGGCUACCGGCGGAUUGUCCCAAUUCCGCGAUACACACUCCCGCGAGAUUCGGCGGUUUGGGGGUGAACUCUCUAGAGACCUUAUACUCGACAUUAAAAGAAAGCCGCCUAACCCAGUUGUCGUAUGGUGAUGAGGAAGAUGCCGCGAUAGCAUCUAAUCCCGCCGUGCGAGGUCUGAUGUCCUACAAAUUCAGAGGAUCUGUAAUGUCAUCCCGAGAGGGUCUGGUCGAAGAUCUCCACAGGAGAUUGGACACCAGGGGCCUACAGGGGUAUGAGAAGGUACCAGCUGUCAACAGCUGGCUGGACCAUGCCCCCACCAACUUGGCCGGACACGAUUUCCAGGAGGCCAUUAGGGUGCGCCUAGGCUGUAUGGGCACGCCAUCCCGGCUCAGCCGGGGUGGUCGUUCUGUCGAUACCAUCUGCAAAUGCGGGAGCAAUGCUCGUAUGAGCCUGCCCCACAUAGCCCAAGCCUGCAGCAUCGUUAGCGGUCUCCGGAUAAAACGCCACAACAACGUCGUCCUAUACGUGGCACAGAUCCUGAAAGAAAAGAAAUACGACGUAAUCAUGGAACCUAGGCUUCAGACUGAGCGCGGCCUCCGUAAGCCCGACCUUGUGAUCCUGGCCAAGAAGGAAAUAAUUGUCCUGGAUGUACAGAUACGACCUGACUCUGUCGUAUGCACUCUGGAUGCAUGCAACAGGGAAAAGAUCGCGAAGUACAAUCAGCCGUACGUUCUUGACGCGAUCCGAGACCGCUUCGGGCAUGGCCUGCCCAUCAAGGUCAUUGCUCUCACCUACAAUUGGCGCGGGGCGGCUGCACAGCAGUCCUACCAGGAUUGCAUCACAAACAAACUAUUAAGGUGGCGGCACUUCGGUCCAAUCUCUAGGAUGAUCUUACGUGAUACCGCGCGCAUGCUAUGGGCAUAUUGGCACGCGCCCGCGGACGGGGCGACACGCCCGACAGCGUCGGCUGAGGUACUCAUGGACUGCGCUGAGUAG